Messenger RNA from Orycteropus afer afer, 822 nucleotides. It is a transcript of the gene XPA, whose product is annotated as XPA, DNA damage recognition and repair factor. Gene Ontology annotation, biological process: nucleotide-excision repair involved in interstrand cross-link repair; nucleotide-excision repair, DNA damage recognition; UV-damage excision repair. Gene Ontology annotation, cellular component: nucleotide-excision repair factor 1 complex. Gene Ontology annotation, molecular function: damaged DNA binding. The record is from RefSeq and is a predicted model, not a curated record. NCBI's taxonomy places the organism in Eukaryota, Metazoa, Chordata, Mammalia, Tubulidentata, Orycteropodidae.
GAGAUGGAGGCCUCCGCGGGGCCUUCGCUGGAACAAGUGGCCUCAGAAGCGCCGGCGGAGCUGCCUCCCUCGGUGCGGGCGAGCAUUGAGCGGAAGCGGCAGCGGGCGCUGAUGUUGCGCCAGGCCCGGCUGGCGGCCCGGCCCUACCCGGUGACGGAGGCUGCGGCGACUGGAGGCAUGGUGAAUGUAAAAGCAACCAAGGUAAUUGACACAGGAGGAGGCUUCAUUUUGGAAGAGGAAGAAGAAGAGGAACAUAAAAUUGGAAUGGUUGUUCAUCAACCAGGGCCUGUUAUGGAAUUUGAUUAUACAAUAUGUGAAGAAUGUGGGAAAGAGUUUAUGGAUUCUUAUCUCAUGAACCACUUCGAUUUGGCAACCUGUGAUAACUGCAGAGAUGCCGACGGUAAACACCAGCUAAUAACCAAAACAGAAGCAAAACAAGAAUACCUGCUGAAAGACUGUGACUUAGAAAAGAGAGAACCCGCUCUUAAAUGUAUUGUGAAGAAGAAUCCUCAUCAUGCACAGUGGGGUGAUAUGAAGCUUUACCUAAAAUUACAGAUCGUGAAGCGGGCUCUUGAAGUGUGGGGUAAUCAGGAAGCAUUAGAAGCAGCGAAGGAAGCGCGACAGGAAAACCGGGAGAAAAUGAAGCAGAAGAAGUUUGAUAGGAAAGUGAAAGAGCUGCGGCGAGCGGUGAGGAGCAGCGUGUGGAAGAGGACGAUAGCCGCCCAUCAGCACGAGUAUGGCCCAGAAGAGCUCCUAGAGGACGACACAUACCGCAAGACCUGCACCGUGUGCGGCCAGGAACUGACGUACGAGAAAAUGUGA